AUGCGCCGUGAUUUGUUGGAAAUGUUCCUCGACGACGCAGGUGGCUUUGAGAAGUGCCUGGGGCUGGAGUACGCGAGCCACGACGCCGGAAUCGAGGACAGUAUAAGGAACCCUGACCCCUUGCUCGACCGCAUGGGACCUAUUACGGAUAGGCUCUUUAGCUUGAGCCUUGCUGAUGAUUACGACUAUGGAGGUAAACUCGGAGCUAGGAUCAAAGCGGGCGGGUUUGCUGGCGAGGCGAUGCCUCAUCCCCAGAUCAGUCUCCAGGAGAGCGUCUUUGGUCUUUCUUGCCGGGAAGAUGGGGUCCUACAGAGAUCGAAUUGCUAUGGCCUUGUUGCACCUGAGGAAAGACGGCCAAAGGCCAAGACCCAAAGCACGGCAAAGUACGAUGACCAGCGGCCAAACAGCAGCAUCAAAGUGUCCGCAUCAAGCCCGAGGUCGGUUUGCUAG
Messenger RNA from Colletotrichum chrysophilum, 450 nucleotides. RefSeq lists its product as uncharacterized. Bases 1 to 450 code for a protein of 149 amino acids. Lineage: Eukaryota; Fungi; Ascomycota; Sordariomycetes; Glomerellales; Glomerellaceae. The transcript has 2 exons. The record is from RefSeq and is a predicted model, not a curated record.